AUGCAUUUCGCGUCUUUCAUCGUCGCUGUAGCCGCAGCCAUCCGCGUUGCGCAUGCGGAUUUCAUGGUCUACACAGUGCCACCGAUCCCGACUGAUCAGAUCCCGUCUUUCACAGAUCCAGCAGAGGCUUCAGGUUGGACCUUCAGCGUCCUCGUAAAUGGAAACCGCGCCUACGAUAGAUUCACCAGCGGCCUCGGAUCCACAUACCAAUCGUCGCGAUCAUCCGCUGCCUCCGAGAUAGCCGCCUUCGCACGAAGCGCCUCGAACUACUCGAUCCCCGCUGAUGUGACCAACGAUGGCACCACAACUACCUUCUUCUCGAAGCCGGACUGGUAUACGGCACUGCCAAGCAGCGCACGAGCAUUCAAGGAGCAGCAGGUCUCCGACCAGUUCAGUAUCGUUAGAUCAAUCAUCGGCCGAACGGCGGCGACUGCAAGCUCCACUGGUGCAGCUGUGCCAACGGCGCAAGCGUUCCUGGAUGCGAAGUUCGGCGUCAUGGCAGCUGCCGCUGCGGCGGUCUUCUUGUAG
This is a messenger RNA of Parastagonospora nodorum SN15, 528 nucleotides long. RefSeq lists its product as hypothetical. The coding region runs from base 1 to 528 and encodes 175 amino acids. NCBI's taxonomy places the organism in Eukaryota, Fungi, Ascomycota, Dothideomycetes, Pleosporales, Phaeosphaeriaceae. The record is from RefSeq and is a predicted model, not a curated record. The transcript has 2 exons.